Messenger RNA from Schistocerca cancellata (South American locust), 2757 nucleotides. RefSeq names its product calpain-A-like. Gene Ontology annotation, molecular function: calcium ion binding; calcium-dependent cysteine-type endopeptidase activity. NCBI's taxonomy places the organism in Eukaryota, Metazoa, Arthropoda, Insecta, Orthoptera, Acrididae. Gene Ontology annotation, biological process: proteolysis. The transcript is spliced from 16 exons. The record is from RefSeq and is a predicted model, not a curated record. Gene Ontology annotation, cellular component: cytoplasm. The coding region runs from base 54 to 2495 and encodes 813 amino acids.
GUGGACGCGAUUACGUGCGCUCCACACCUAUCCACCGGCGACUCUUUAGCAUCAUGGAUGAACGCUACGUCACCAGCAUCAACUUGAGUGUGCGGUCGGGGCAGACGGCGAAUUUCCGCCAGGUCAGGACCGAAGUGCGGGAAUGGAGCCUGCAGAACGGACACAGUCUGCGAGAGGAACAGCGGCCGCUGCUUUCGUACGGAGGGUCCCCUCGGACAGCACGCAGUGUGCUCACCGUGCAGCCCGCGCCUGCGGCUAAGGAGAGCCGCAUCUCGCGCCUGCAGUACCAGCACUCUCUUCACCUGCCGCAGGACCGCAUCUACAAGCUUGGUGAACCAGGUUCUGGUCUGCGCCCAAGGGGAAAAAUUCAAGAUUUCUACCAACUUCGGGCAGAAUGUCUUGAAAAAGGAAAAUUAUUUGAAGAUCCACUAUUCCCUGCAGAGGAUUCAUCCAUAUUUUUCAGCAAAAAGCCAAAAUGGCCCAUACAGUGGAUGCGACCAAAGGAAAUAGUGUCACUACCAAGAUUGUUUGUGGAAGGAGCAUCUCGAUUUGACGUGAAACAAGGGGAAUUAGGUGAUUGUUGGUUUCUGGCAGCUGUGGCUAAUCUUACACUCAAUGAUCACUUGUUCUCACGAGUCAUACCACAUGACCAAAACUUUUAUGAUAAGUAUGCUGGUAUAUUUCACUUCCGAUUCUGGCAAUAUGGACGUUGGGUAGAUGUUGUAAUUGAUGACAGAUUACCAACACACAAUGGGAAACUUUUGUUUCUUCAUUCGGCAACAUAUAAUGAAUUUUGGAGUUCUCUACUUGAAAAAGCUUAUGCUAAGUUAUAUGGUUCAUACGAAGCUCUUAGCAGUGGUGUUACAUCUGAAGCAAUGGAAGAUUUUACAGGUGGUGUCACUGAAAUGUUUGAACUUAAAGAUGCUCCUCCUAAUUUGUACAAAAUUCUUAUAAAAGCAUACGAACGUGGUGCCUUAAUGGGAUGUUCUAUAGAGGCAGACCCUGAAGUCCUUGAAGCCAGAACCCCAGAAGGAUUAAUCAGGGGCCACGCAUACAGUAUAACAAAUGUUAAGUAUGUGAAUAUUGCCACACCUCGUAAAACUGGAGUAAUUCCGCUUAUUCGUGUGAGAAAUCCUUGGGGUGAUGCAUCUGAAUGGAAUGGAGCUUGGAGUGAUAAGUCUCCAGAAUGGAAAUUCAUUUCAGAUAGUGAGAAGGAAAACAUUGACUUAACUUUCAAAGCUGAUGGAGAAUUCUGGAUGUCCUACAAUGACUUCAAGAAAUAUUUUACUCGAAUUGAGAUCUGUAAUUUGAGUCCUGAUGCACUACAAGAAGAACAUAUCAAAGGAAGUGGAAGGAAAUAUGAAAUGAGCAUAUUUGAAGGUGAAUGGGUACGAGGAGUCACAGCAGGUGGCUGCAGAAAUUACAUAGAUACCUUCUCACAUAAUCCACAGUACCGUAUAACACUGGAAGAUCCAGAUGAAGAUGAUGAUGAUGACAAAUGCACAGUAAUAAUUGCAUUAAUGCAAAAAAAUCGUAGAUUACAGAAGAAAAGUGGAGCUAAUUUUCUAUCUAUAGGUUUUGCAGUAUACCAUCUCCCGAAUCCAGAUAGUUUACCAAAACCUCUGGACACAGCUUUUUUCAAAAGAAAUAAAUCAGCAGCAAUGACACCACAAUUCAUCAAUCUACGGGAAGUUACUUUACGCUUGAAAUUACCACCUGGUGUUUAUUGCAUAGUACCAUCAACAUUUGAACCAAAUGAGGAAGGAGAAUUUAUCAUCAGAGUAUUUUCAGAAAACAAAAUUAACAUGCAAGAACAUGAUGAAGAGGUGGAUACGAAUGAGGUUCCUGAAGAUGUAACUUCGCAGAUGGAAAAGGAGGAUCAAAAACAAGAAGAUAAAAUAAGACAGUUCUUCAGCAAAAUUGCUGGUGAUGACAUGGAAGUGGACUGGAAAGAUCUCAAGCAGUUAUUGGAUUAUGUAAUGGCAAAUGAUUUGCCUAGUGGUAGCACAAACUCAGGAGAUCAUUCACCCUCUGUUUGUACUCGCCUUUGUGGGGUGUUGUGUUGUGAUACAUCAGUAACAGAUUCAGAUGAUAAAAAUGGUUUUUCGAAAGAGAUCUGUCGAAGUAUGGUUGCCAUGAAAGAUACAGAUAAAUCUGGAAGGCUUGGUUAUGAAGAAUUCAUAUCACUGUGGAAAGACAUUAGGCUCUGGAGACAUGUGUUUAAAACUCAUGACAGACUGGGCAAUGGGACACUGAGCACAUUUGGGCUGCGUGAGGCAUUGAAUGCUGCAGGUUAUAAGUUAAAUAGCCACAUACUUAAUGUGCUCAUGCAUCGAUAUGGCACAAAAGAUGGAAAAAUUGCAUUUGAUGACUUCAUGCUAUGUGCUGUUAAGCUGAAGAUAAUGAUUGAUAUUUUUCAUAAAAGAGAUCCAGAAGGUACACGAAAUGCAAGUUUCAGCAUUGAUGAAUGGAUUGAGACCACACUCUAUUCUUGAAGAUUACCAUCCACUGCUUAUGCCACCUGUACUUCCAGCAUGCUAACAUGUGGAACAAAAUACUGCAGUGGAAGAGCAUGAAAGAAAAACUGAGAAACCGGACAGAGAUGAAUAAACUUAUCAUAUAAUUUCUUUCCAUGUGGUUCUUGAGUACAAAAGAACACAAUCGUUCAAACAAAAUAAGACUGUACAUACUUAACAUGACCGUAUAAUUCUUUUAAAUGUAUAUUUUUGUACUUAAUAUGUGUAAAUAUUGCAAUUG